Magallana angulata is the source of this 1058-nucleotide messenger RNA. RefSeq lists its product as uncharacterized. The annotation marks the transcript as partial. The record is from RefSeq and is a predicted model, not a curated record. The transcript is spliced from 4 exons. Lineage: Eukaryota; Metazoa; Mollusca; Bivalvia; Ostreida; Ostreidae.
UGUACAUUCAAAAAAGACUUCAUUGAACGACCGUACAAACAGCUUUGGAUGCCAAAGGAAAAUCAGACGGUACAGAUUUGGCCUGAGCUGGCUCCAUCUUUCACGUCCGGAAGAAAUCAAGUGGAGGCGUAUUUUAUAUUUGUUCACAUGGAUUUAAACGAUUCAGAUCAUAGACGGUUGAAUCAUUAUGGGGGCUUUGUGGUUUUGAGGCAUGGCUUGUCAUCAGUGAUAGUAGACAUUAAAGAUGUUCAAAUCUGUGACUCCUAUCUAGUUCACAUACGUGAAUGGUUUAAGAAAAUUCCAUGUGUAGAGUUACUGAAAAUUGUGGUGAACAAAGACAUGUUCGAGAAUAUAAAUCUAGAAAAUGCAGAGAGAUUUGUCCACAAUGUAUCACACAUAGAUGUUUAUGUGUGGGGAAACCGCUGCAGAGAAGUCAGAGAAGAACUGUUGAACCUCUAGAAAAUCAUACAAACUAUUGUGAUUACAAUGUGGGAAUAAAAUAUAAACUUCACCUUUCCUUUCACUUUUCCUGUAUCUUUUUUUAAAAGAUACAAUUUUUCCUGAUAAAUUGAGGUUUUUGAUCAUUUACGUUUUGUAAUUUUAGGUUAUUUUCCAAGAGUAUAUUCAUUGACAUAGAUUGUAGUUUUCAUAGUAAUUAAAACGGUAUAAAAGUGUUUUCGUACUCAUUUUGGAAAUUUGGCAAAUCAAUGUUGGAUAAACUGAACCUUCAUCAUAAAAACGUGUAAAUUCAAUAACAAUUCAUUGAUCAUUUAAUUCAAUUUGUAAAGAGUACACGAAUCUAAAUCCGGGUAUUUUCAAGAGGGCUGGGUGGAUGUUGCCAUUAAUAAACUAUAUGAAUCUCCUAACGAGGAAGAGCUCUCCAUAAAGAUAAAGGAAGACGUUUAGAUUUUAUUGAAGAAAUAUAUUGAAUUUCUUUUACUUUGUGAAAUUAUAGGCAGAUCUGGUGGGUAAUCUGUUGAUUAUAAAACUUUUCCAUCUCUUAUUUAUUUCAAUUUUAAAAUGCACGUACAAAUGUUGAUCACAAAGCACAUUAUAAA